This is a messenger RNA of Cutaneotrichosporon oleaginosum, 617 nucleotides long. RefSeq lists its product as uncharacterized. NCBI's taxonomy places the organism in Eukaryota, Fungi, Basidiomycota, Tremellomycetes, Trichosporonales, Trichosporonaceae. The record is from RefSeq and is a predicted model, not a curated record.
GGAGACGUGCGCGCGAGGACGCACUGACCGCUGUGGGCAUUGGGCGUGCCACGGAGGCGGUGGAAUGCGUGCGCCUUGAAGCUAGGAAGAGAUGAUGAUAGAGUUUAUACAGCAUGCGGUCGAAGCUGUCGACGAGAGAGAGAGAGAGAGAGAGAGCGAGAGCGAGAGCGAGAGCGAGAGAGAGAGAGAGCGGGUGCGCGGGUGAUGCCGAAGGAGGAGGGAGAUGAAGCACAGUGCGGAGGGCGAGAGAGCCCGGGGAUGCCGGGGGCGUCGCAAGGAAUACCAGGGAAGGAGUGGCGCGAGUACGUACACCUCUAGGAUUCUGUCCAUGUCGUCUACUCUCUCAUGCACUCUCUUCCCGCAUGCCCGUUUCUCUCUCUCAUGGUCGUCAGCAAACAUUGCACUGCUACUACUGUACUCUUUUCUCUGUCGCUCACUCACUCACUCACUCACUUUCUCAUCUCUUUAUCUGCAUCUAGAGAGAGAGAUUCACGACAGCCUGCAGCCUGGUUGCUGUUCGGACGAGACGCACAGACCACCCAUCGACCUGGACUAAGCAUUCCAACCCCUUGUUCUCCCUCAACUCGCCUCUCUUGCUCCCCUCUUUCUCCCCUCCC